Aphis gossypii (cotton aphid) is the source of this 4732-nucleotide messenger RNA. Its product is annotated as calcium-activated chloride channel regulator 1-like. Lineage: Eukaryota; Metazoa; Arthropoda; Insecta; Hemiptera; Aphididae. The transcript has 9 exons. The coding region runs from base 434 to 3976 and encodes 1180 amino acids. The record is from RefSeq and is a predicted model, not a curated record.
CGGUUCAGUUCAGUUUUUACAUUCGAUUCGAUCGUUUGUCAGUCGCUGACUGUACGCUGUGUCGCCCGGAGGAUAAUAUUCCGAUUUAUCUCGCGGCAACGCACGUACGCGAUAUUUUUUUUUCUGUUUCGAACUACGGUGUGCGAGUUUUUUUUUAAUCUAUUUUUUGCGACUCGGCUGUGCGUUCGGAAACCGUGACAGUUUUUUUUUCUCAAUAAAAUAGCUAAAUUUUUUCGGUACGUACAAUUAUUAAUUUAUCCACUACGGCCGUCAUCGUCGUCACUGUUGGCAGCCGGGCCUUUUUUCCGAUGAUCAUGUUUUCGUCGUCUUCUCCUGCCGUUUGAACGGACACGUCGCGAGUGCACACAAACCAGACCUGCCGUGAUUCGACCCAACUGUGACCAGUGGUUAAGUGUAAUCUCGCGCCCGAAAAAUGACCGCUUACGCGUUUUUAGCGGUGGUGCUCACGUGCAUUACCGCGGUCUCGUUCGCUGGUGGUUCGGCCGUCUUCCAGUCCGGUGCUUACGACAACGUGGUGGUCGCCAUCAAGGAUUCUGUUCCAGUGGCAAAUUGUAAAACGAUCGUCAACAAUGUUGAGGCGGCGUUUACUAGUGGAUCGAAAUCUCUCCACGAAGCACUCAGUGGCAAGGCCUAUUUCCGAUCGGUGACUGUGAUGCUGCCGUUAAACUGGCCGGAUCACUGUGUCGGUCAUUUACGUGGUAUCGUUAGCAGCCAGGGAGAAACGCCAGACAUUCACAUCGGACUUCCGCACCCAGUUCAUGGAGACGCCCUGUGGACGCAACAAUCGCAAGGCUGCGGCCGUCCCGGAGAUGGUAUAUAUUCGAGUUACCGACUGUUCCAAGAGCCUCGAGAACUAGGCAAGGAGCUAACUAAACAGUGGGCAAAAUACCGGUAUGGUGUAUUCGACGAGGUUGGAUAUGCCGGUGAUGCGGUUUAUCCGUCGUGCUAUGCAUCUGAAACGUCUCAGGCCGAGGUCAAUGGAUGUUCCGACAAACCCAUUUCCCAGACUAGAGCUUGUGAUUCCAUCAACACAACAACAUUGGUUCACCCGGAAGCAAAAACUUCACUCAUGUUUUCCACGGCACCUCAAGUAACUAAGUUCUGCGAUGCUUCCAGUCAUGACCGUUACGCACCUACUAAACAAAAUGCACUUUGUGGAAGGCGGAGCAUUAUGGAAAUCAUAAAUACUCAUCCGGACUUUACCAAAGGUGUUAAUCUGUCGGGAAAUCAAAAUUUGACUCCAACGUUUAUAUUCAAGAAAGAAAUGCUCACCAGAUACGUAGUGGUCAUUGAAGACACGAAAGAUAUGAUGGAAAGGGAAUCGUGGAGCUUUUUGCGAUUGGCUAUUCGUAAAUGGGCUGUACAUGAUCUUCCAGCCAACACGGAAGUUGGACUAGUAUCGGCUAAUGAUUCUUCAGCCAAUCGCCUGCACGGCCUGAGUAGAUUGCAAACAUCGGACGCUAGAGACCAAGUUGCAUCGAAUAUCCCAUACUCUACAGGUGACUCGAGGCUACCAGCGUGUUUAGCUUGUGCGUUGAAAGAAGCUAUACAGAUGUUAGAAACCCGCGCAAGCAAUAGCGGUCCUGCAAGUUCAGUUAUUGUGGUGAUCGCUGCUGGAACAUCCACGUACACUCCAGAUUUAGUUAAACAAGUGUCCGAGGCCAGAGAUAAAAACAUUCGUUUGGCUACCAUCACAUACCCGAUGAUCAACCGUCUCAAGUCAUUAGACUGGAUGGCUGAUAAAACCGGUGGUGUUUCAUUCACGGUUACCGAAAACCGGUACAAUAUGGCCACAUCGUAUUUGUCCACUUACUUCAAGUUAACGAACGUCAUGCGUAAUAUAAUGGAGACGUAUUAUCAAGGCAACAAGGGUGAUUUGCCUGUGGAAAUUCAUAGACGUGAAUUAACCGACGAUGGACGUACCGUGGUAACGGGAAGCUUCGUUUUGGAAGACCAUAUGGGUGAACCGGCUAAGUUCACUGUUUAUACGCACAACACGGAAAAUCCACUUAUCAGAGCCAUCACUCUGACCAGCCCUUCUCAACGAGUCUACUCGACUCGAUCUGAUUCACUGUUAUCGCUCAAAAUGCUCAGCGUACCAGCGGCUAUAAAUGAGACCGGAACGUGGACAUACCACAUCGAACGAUUCCAGGGAAGUCCACAACCGCAUUACGUGCAAGUGAUGGCCAAACCGUUAUCGAAAAAUUCUCCUGUGGUCAGAGCUAGAGCUUGGACAAGUGGAACGACUAAUCCAUUAACGAUUUACGCCGAAGUCAAACGCGGUGACUACCCGGUACUUGGUGCUAAGGUUGAAGUGUCGGUUAUUCGACCUGGUUUAAAUGGUUCGAAUGCACAUCGUGAAAAGUUUGAUCUUUUGGACACUGGAAGUGGAGAUCCGGAUAUCAUGAAAGGCGAUGGUAUUUAUUCGAGAUAUUUCAACCCGAUGAUUGGUGGACUUGGAGUUUAUACUUUUGAAAUAACUGUUUCGGAUAGCAGCAGCAAUGCAUAUACUUGGCAACACAACACCCACCGAAACAUUGAACGAAAUCCCGUGAAUUCCGAAUCUAACUGCUGCGGAUCAUUUAUGACAUCACCGUCAGUGGAACAACUGAAUCCCUUUCAACGAAUCAUCGCUCCGCUGUCUGUUACAUAUACUGCCGAAGAUCUGUCAUCAUCAUCGGCGAACGUGGGCCGAGUGGGUGAUCUUAAAGCCGAGGUUGUCAAGUCAGAACUAAAAGCUCGACUUACGUGGACUUCACCAGAUAUGGGUGGAAACUCGGUGGCUCGGUAUGAAAUCCGAUAUUCACAGUCACUUAGAUCGUUACUCAAUGAAUUCGACUCAGCACCAGUUUGGACUCACGGCACCCCGCUGCCGUUGGCUCCGGGCUCGGAAACCGCAUUCUCAGUGGACAUGAACAAGACGCCCGAGCUUCUAGACCAGACGUUGUUUGUGGCCGUCAAAGCGUACAGUCGGAUCGAGGCAGAUUCAAUGCCCGGACCCGUGUCCAACUGGGUCAGGGUGUUGGUACCAUCACCACCGCCUCCACCGUCAUUAAUUACCACUCACUCAUCAGUGUCGUCGGCUGACCCAUCUUGGACUUCUGCCAACCAAAACGUUAUAUCCGGAAUUUCCCGGGACUUUGAGAUGAAUUACGAUGUCUUGGUGCCAGCUGCGGGUGGCCUGAUGUUACUGGCUCUGCUCUUGCUUAUGUAUUGCGUGUUUUGCGCCGUUAAACGCAACCGAAAGCCUGAGAAACAGUCGCCUAAGCCGGAAAAAUCGCUCAACGUGUCAGUCAUACCCAAUGGUAAUGGCGGUGCACUGAACAUUUCGUCUCCCAUGAACGCCGUAAAGACUGAACUGGAAUCGCAUUUUGAACCUUGUCUGAUCGACACAGGUGACCCAAAAAAACGGUACAGCGUAGCACAAUAUGGACCGGCUGCAACUAACGAACACCACUACAAUCUUCAACAGCAACAGCAGCAUCAGCAAUCGCAUCAACAACCAAACCAACAACCGCAUCCUUACCAUCACCAAAGUAAUGGUCAUCUGAGUGUUAUUGCUGGAGCAACAUUGACCCGUGCACCGAAACCGUUGAGUCCGUACCAAUCGUGGACCGCUUCGCAGCUGUUGCAUGAACACGAACGCAGAACCAGUCCGUACGGUCAGAUUGGUGACUUUGAGAACCAGUAUCCACCACCCGUUCCACCACUGCCAGCUUACCAACAACAACAGCUCCAGCAACAACAACAGCAGCAGCAACAACAAGCCAAUGCUGAAAACAUAUACGGAACUGCUCCUGGUCAUUUCCAGCAGCAGCAAAACGGACUUCCACCACCCGGCCAGUACAAUAACUAUCACCGGAACAAUAUGAUCCUAUUCAACCAGAGCCUCCAGGGAUCGUUGAGUUCGGUCAGUAGCGGUGACAAGAAAAAGCGAAACAUAACCAUGGUAUAAUUAAAGAAGAAAGAGAAGAAGACAACGACGACGACGGAGCGUUGAAGUUAAUAAGACUGACUACUUAUUUUGUGUAACUUUGGUCUUCUCCGGCGCUAAUCGUAUGUGCGUGUACUAUUCGGUCUGUUUACUGGAUGUUUUUUUUUAUUUUGCGGUUUCUAGUCAAAUUCACUAAUGUUGUAGACUAAAAACCACCACACGUACAACCAAGUUAUAUUUUGUUUUUUGUUAUGAUCUCACUUGUUUCUUGUAAAAUACUUUUGUAAUUAAAUUAAAAUAAUUUCCCCUCUUGUAUAAUGAUGGUAAUUUAUAAUAAUAGUUAUCAUUAUUCUACUACUAUUACUACUAUACUACUACGUUCGUUAAGGACCUUAGUAUAAGCAUUAUUAUUAUGAAACUGCCUCAAAUCCCUAAAUAGAUAGGUAAACUGACAAUUAUUAUUAUAUUAAUAAGUCGAGUGUUAUGCACCGUUUUGUGCCUUUUUUUGUAAAUUAUAUUAUUAUUAAUGUAAAAUGUAUUGUGUACACGACCAAAAAAUGUUAUUAAAAUAUUAUGUCUAUAGCUACUGAUUAGCUAUCAGCUUUACUUUAGACAACAGUAAUAUUUUUUUUUAUGUCCAAAAUAUUUAUAAAUCAUAUAUUUUUGUACCUAAAUUUAAGUUUGUUGUAGACUACUUAGUGAGUAAGCCAUUGUGUACAUUCAUAUUGAUGAUUUUGUAAAAAAAAUAUAUAUAUAUACCAUAUUAUUUUAAAAUAA